AUGGCUUCAAGCAAUUCUAAGCAGCGCUGUGUUUUUGUUGGGAACAUACCGUAUGAUACAACGGAAGAACAACUUGUGCAAAUCUGUCAAGAGGUUGGUCCUGUUGUCUCUUUCAGAUUAGUUACUGACAGAGAAACCGGGAGACCCAAAGGGUUUGGUUUCUGCGAGUAUAAAGAUGAAGAGACUGCCUUAAGUGCUCGUCGGAAUCUUCAAGGGUAUGAAAUUAAUGGUCGCCAGUUACGAGUUGAUUUUGCUGAAAGUGAUAAAAGUGCUGCUGACAGAAACCGCUCUACGCCAAGUGUUGUUGAUUCUAAAAAAUCAAUAGGUGGUCCUGGUGUCGUUGAGGAUUCAGGUCUUGAUCGGCCGAUUGGGAUCUCGUUAGCUUCUACAGCUGCAUCUGUCAUGGCAGGAGCACUGGGUAGUUUUCAGAAUGGUGCCAUGUCCCAAUCCGGUUCGGGAAGCGAUCAAUUGACGAAUUAUCUAGCUAAUAUGUCAAGAAACAAGAUGUUUGAUAUUAUGUCUGAAUUCAAAGUAAUGGCUACCCAAAACAAAGAGUUAGCACGGCAGCUAUUGUUAUCGAAUCCGCAGCUCCCAAAAGCUCUAUUUCAGGCACAGAUAGUGCUUGGAAUGGUGACUCCACAAGUGUUGCAGAUGCCAAAUAUCCGUCAAUCACCUGGUUCAAUCUUGCAGCCGCUUCCACUACAAGCAGGCCAUUUACCUUCCGUACCUCAGAAUGUCCUUGUUAACAAUCAGCCUUCUUCUGGGACGUUUCCUCAGCUGUCUAUGCAACCUCGGCUUCCACAUCCACAACAACCACAACCAAAUCAACAUCUGCCACAAACAGGAAUGUCAAUGCAGCCUGGAGCUUUAACUGUUCCUUCCAUGAGGCCGUUUUCUGGUUUUCCUACAAGGCCACCCAGCCAGGUUCUGGAAAUUUCUCCCGCAUUAAAUCAGCAAUAUCAACAGCCUCCUCUGCAUCUGCCUCGCCCUCCGUUUUCACAACAAAAUUUUCAGCCUAGCUCAUCAAAUUCAAUUAUGCGACCUAGUGUGCAUGAAUCAGUGAACAAAUUUGCUGAAAGAUCAACUCAAGUUACGGAUGAUGCCAGAAACAGCACGUAUCCAAGCACGUCUUCCGUACUACUGGAGCAAAAGCGUAGGAUGGGUGAUGCUUCUGAUAGUAUUAAUCGUCCAUCAAAGCUGGCAAGGUUAGACGAUGGGAUGCAGUAUCCAGAAAAGCAAGCUCCUCAGCAGGCACCUGAUAAUGAGUCAGCUCUACUUGAACAAGUGAUGAACCUGACGCCAGAGCAGUUGAGUUCCUUGACCUUGGAGCAGAGGCAACAAGUGAUUGAGCUCCAGAAAAUGCUCGGGAAUAGGUGA
This is a messenger RNA of Papaver somniferum (opium poppy), 1377 nucleotides long. RefSeq names its product cleavage stimulating factor 64-like. Bases 1 to 1377 code for a protein of 458 amino acids. NCBI's taxonomy places the organism in Eukaryota, Viridiplantae, Streptophyta, Magnoliopsida, Ranunculales, Papaveraceae. Gene Ontology annotation, biological process: mRNA 3'-end processing. The record is from RefSeq and is a predicted model, not a curated record. The transcript has a single exon. Gene Ontology annotation, cellular component: mRNA cleavage and polyadenylation specificity factor complex. Gene Ontology annotation, molecular function: mRNA binding.